Molecule: messenger RNA, 897 nt
Organism: Alternaria arborescens
Lineage: Eukaryota; Fungi; Ascomycota; Dothideomycetes; Pleosporales; Pleosporaceae
Exons: 2
Coding region: 1-897 (298 amino acids)
Biological process (GO): glutathione metabolic process; hydrogen sulfide metabolic process
Molecular function (GO): sulfur dioxygenase activity
Source: RefSeq, a predicted model, not a curated record
AUGACUCCAGAACCGAACGUCAUAAGCUUGUUUGAGAAGCGAACUGGAACCUGGCAAUAUGUGGUUGCAGACCCUUCAACCAAGAAGGCUGUCAUUAUCGACUCUGUGCUCGAUUAUGACCCGACAAACCAAGGCAUCAGCACUUCGACUGCCGACGCAUUACUAGCAAUUGUUUCGGAAAACAGCUAUCAUAUUGAGAAGAUUCUAGAGACACAUGCACAUGCCGAUCAUUUGACGGCAGCUUCGUACCUCCAACAUCGUCUCCACCAACAACAAGGCUUCAAACCGCCCAUUUGCAUUGGGCAACGGAUCAAGCAAGUGCAGGACCUGUUUGCUGCAAGGUAUAGCAUUCCGGCUGAUGAGUACGAGGGAGUGUUUGACCAUCUUUUCGAGGACGAUGAAGUCUUCAAGAUUGGCCAAUUAACCGCGAAAAUCAUUCAUCUCCCUGGACACACCCCUGAUCAUAUAGGCUACCAAAUUACAGGCAAUGUAUUUUGUGGAGAUUCUAUCUUUCAUGCGGACAUUGGUACUGCACGAUGCGACUUUCCUGGCGGCAGCGCAAAAGACUUAUUUGAGUCAGCGCAGAAGUUGCUAAAGCUUCCAGAUGACGUUAAGGUCUGGACAGGUCAUGACUAUCCGGCCUGUCCUGAGCGUUGUGACGCCGUGCCUUGGAUGACCGUGCAGGACCACAAGGAGAAUAAUAAGCAUAUUUCUAGCGACACGCAAGAGAAUGCUUUCCUUACCAUGCGAGGAGAACGAGAUGCAAACCUCCCGGCGCCAAGAUUGCUAGAUCCUUCUUUGCAAAUAAAUAUCCGUGCUGGCAGACUACCUCGUCUGACAAAUGAAGGCCAACGUCUCAUGCAUCUCCCACUAAAGCUGGAUGGCGAGGGUUGGUAG